Molecule: messenger RNA, 2383 nt
Organism: Fundulus heteroclitus (mummichog)
Lineage: Eukaryota; Metazoa; Chordata; Actinopteri; Cyprinodontiformes; Fundulidae
Gene: pthlhb
Product: parathyroid hormone-like hormone b
Exons: 3
Coding region: 202-696 (164 amino acids)
Biological process (GO): bone mineralization; adenylate cyclase-activating G protein-coupled receptor signaling pathway; osteoblast development
Cellular component (GO): extracellular region
Molecular function (GO): peptide hormone receptor binding; hormone activity
Source: RefSeq, a predicted model, not a curated record
CUCCACACACACUGUUGGGAGGCAAAUGAAUGGAGGACACUCGUGGGGAAUUUCCCAAGGCUGAAGUCCCACCGAGAAAUACUAAACGGACCAAAAUGCAGUUGGCAGAAUAAUUUCAAAAGGUGUUUUCCAAUUUUUUCCCCUUGGAAUAUAAAUUUUUUUGUGGAAUUUAACCGGAAGGGUUGUAUUUUUAGGCCAAGCAUGAACUCUUUAACGUUGCUUCGCCAGUGGAGUUUGGCUGUGUUCUUGCUGUGCUUCCCAGUGACUUUUGAAGGGAUGCCAGCUGAUGCCCUCGUUAACAGAACGAGAAGGUCGGUGAGCCACGCCCAGUUGUUGCAUGACAAGAGCCGCUCCAUCCAGGUGCACAGGCGCCAAACGUGGCUACAGGAGCUGCUGGAGGAGGUGCACACGGCCGGUGGGCACACGCCACCUGUGCACGGCAGGACCCAGAGCCAAAUGUUCGGCGGGAACACCCUGCACCAGAAGCCCCAAGGGGCCAGCAAGGACCUGCAAGAGAGGGUUAAUCUGGACAGGGUGGUCCCCCACCUCACCCAGGAGACCAACAAGGCUAUGGCCUACAAGGACCAAGACCUAAAGGUUGCCACCAAGAGGAAAAAAAAGGUCCGAUCGGGCCGACGCAGAGAGAACGAAAAGAAGAGGAGAAGAGCCCGCUCUACCUCUGGAAUGGGGCCAUGAACGGACAAGGACCCUGUUUUUAGACCACAGGACCUUUUUUUUUUCCUAACGGUGCUGCAUUAAGACACUGACACAGACUGACAAUUUCUGGGGUCAGGGUUGUGCUUGUAUGAUAAAAUGUCCGUUUUUGUUUUUUUUUGUUUUUUGCAUACUUCCUGGAGUUUCAACAUGGAAUCUUAGGUUGAUAUUUAUUAGGGAGAUCUUCACACCUGUAGCUUGGAUGUCCAUCGGGUGUCCUUUGUAUACGUUGUAAUCUAUAAUCAAACAUGUACACAGACCGAGGAGAUGAGGAAAUGCUCAUUUGCUCUUUGAAUAGAAACCACAAAACGAAGAGUUCAGAGAGCUGCUUUUUUUUUUUUUUUGGCUCCGCACACGUCGACUAUCCAGGAACGGGAAAUUCUGACAAAUUACUCAGUUAAACACAGCCACGGUUAAAAAAUAAAGUGCACCCUCUUUCAAGUAUACGUUUGUCCAUAUCAGAAUUCAACGAUCUGAGCUUUACAAGCUUCUAAAAGUAUUUAUAUCCAACUUCAGGUGUUUAAAAACCCACCACAGUUUCAUUAUUUAUUAAACAAACCUAAAGGCAAUUUGGCUAAAACACGGUACAGCCUAUGAUCCAAUAAUUUGUUGCAGAACCUUCAGGAGGAAUAGCAUGCUAUAGUCACACGUCUCUUACAUCAUUUUGGACAACUUUAUUGGUCCACUCCUUUUUAUACACUGUCGUUUCAUUCCUUGUAUAUGACCCAAUUAUGGUUUACUUUUAUGUGCUGGAAAUAUAGCUUCACAAUAGUUCCAAGAUGCUUCGGUGUACGGACUAGUUCAUGGUCGCCUCAAAGGCUGAAGGAUGAGCUCAGAUCCCGUGGAUGCAGAACGGGCCCAAAUCAUGAGCCCGCCGCUACCGUGCUCGACGGCUGAUAUGGGGCGCUGGUGUUGAUGUGUCUGGCUCCCGCAAAACAUGGAGCUGUGCCUUAUAGCCAAACAGCUCCACUUUGUCCUAAAUACAUUGUUUCCAAAAGUCUUGAGGCCUCACACAGAUGCAAAAUUGCAAAUCUGACAGUAUUUUUUUUUUUUUUUUUUGACAUGAGAGCACUGUUCUGGCAAAUCUUCUCGAUAAGUCACAUUUGUUUAGACAGUUUGACUGAGAAAUGUGCAACAGCAGGUUCCUCUCCUUGACAAUAUGGUAUUAUACAUCAGCCAACCUGCCCAAACUCCUGCUUUUAUGGAAGAGCUCACAGCUGCUGAUGGCUAUUUAAUCAAGCAGCUUUGAGCUGAGGGAGGGUGAACCCUCUUUUUUUACAUGACUGUACCUCUGUCCAAAUGGUUCAGCCAUAAUUUAUUUCACUUUGAAAGUCUAUAUUUAUUUUUGUGAAUGUAUCAUGGUGCUGCUGAUUUAAUUCCAUUAUGCACUUUAGUUACAUCCUGUAUAAGUUCCUUUGUGGUUGAAUUUUAGUAUAGGGACUGUUGUUGAUGGUACUGCUAUCCUUCCUCGCCUCAGAUCCCCCACGGACUCAUAACUUAUCAGCAGCGGCAUCAGAAAAUGCUUCUGUUGAACUAAGUUACCGCUUGUUUGUUUUGCUCAGAAUCAGCCAAAGUCAAGGGCUCGACCCAUCUUCAUUGUUCUAGACUUGCACUGAGGGAAUGUACAUGUUUCCAGUUAAUCAAACAUUAAAAAUGUAGCUACUAGGUA